AUGUAUUCUCCGGAGGUUUCGUCCCGGACGCUGUUCUGCUGUAUACCUGUUCGCCUGACGGUCCUGGCCUCCGCCGUGAUCGUCACACUAACCUCCGUGCUAUACACUUUGGAUUACAAACUCUUCAACCAACUCUUCAGAAAUUUCGUUGGCGGAUUUGGUAUUGGAGGUAACAUCGCCACCUGUCUGGGAGAGUACAGCGGCCUCCUCUUCGGCACUCUCGGCGUCAUGGGCACCUGGUCGGGCCGAAGAGACUGGGUCAAGUCCUACAAUGGCUGGCUCUGGUUUAGACUGCUCUGCUAUGGCGUCAUGUACACCUUCGACUUUCCGCUAAUUACUCAUUGUGAGGAUUUCGUCAAUAGUUUGCAGCCGACUACAGAGAAGUAUGGUUACAACCCACUCAUGUACAACAUCGCAAUGAACAGCCAGUGUUCGAGCACACGAACAAGCUUCCUCGUCUUAUCACUGUUAAUGGUCUUCCUCAUCAUGUACUUGAUAUGGGGGACCUCUGACUACAUCGAGUUCACAGGUCGUCUUCCCAAGCACCUUCUACGAAUGCCAAAAGAUUUGACUUCUGGAGCAUUUUACUCGCAUAGUCUUGGCGAAAGGAGCGUGCUGAAUGGCAUGUGGGGGAAGUAUGACCACCACCGCGUCUCCGAGUAUCCCGUCUCCGGGGAUCCUGUGGGAGUCUGA
Messenger RNA from Symbiodinium pilosum, 693 nucleotides. NCBI's taxonomy places the organism in Eukaryota, Dinophyceae, Suessiales, Symbiodiniaceae. The record is from the annotation of a GenBank genome assembly.